CUGGACUGACCUUGCCAUUUGGUGGUGUGAGGAAGCUGGGGACUACUGAUAGGGAAGAGAAGAGGCAAAGAGAGAAGUCCUUUAACCUCUGGCUCCUCGAUAAACAAGAGCAGGCUGCCUUUACCAACAGAAGACUCCCCAGACUUCAAGAAGACAACGAUCAUAACAAAGCAACAGCGUUAAACUGAAGGUUUAAAGGCAAGGAUAGAGGGAACUACAUCCGAGGGGGACAACAAGCAGCCACACUGAGCUGACUGUUACUCCAGAGGAGGAGUUGCAGUUGCCGGCUAGGGCAGGUCCCGAGGCUGGCAGGGCUGGCCCUACUGCUUCUCCACCUCCAUUUUUUUCCCUUUUUUCCUUCUCCUCCUCCUUUAACAAUCCUCCAAACUGCUGUGCAGUGAUGGACAUGCAGGCACAGCUCCUGAGCAACAAAGGAAUGCUCAGAAAUUCUUGACAAAUUCAUUGCUAGUGAGAGGGAAACCCUUGGGUUUUGCUGGUCAAUUAAAGGACCCUCCACUGCUGCACUGACUGAGGUUUUGUGCUCUCAUCCUCUUUUGGCACUCACUGGUUGAGUGCAGUAGGACACUGAGGAUCUUUUUUAUACGUUUUGUUUUUCUCAGUUUUUCCUCAUUUGAAAACCGGAACAGUGGCGACCUUUUCUAUAGCACGGUGCAAGGACCAGCUCCACUCACCCAAAAUGAGCCGCUGGCUGAAAUGCACCUCCAUGCACUUUAACACGGACUGGAACAAGUACGAUGAUCGGCUGAUUAAGGCAGUGGAGCGUGGAGAAGUGGACAAAGCUGCAGCUGUUCUCAGCAAGAAAGGCAUCAUCCCCACCAAGCUUGAUGUAGAGGGACGCUCGGCAUUUCAUCUGGCAGCAGCACGAGGACACCUGGAAUGUCUCAAUCUCCUUCUGGGACACAACGUUGAUAUCACAGCAAGCGAUGCCACUGGCAAAAGUGCUCUUCAUCUGGCGUCGAGAAAUGGACACUUUGGGUGUGUGCAGAAACUGCUGCAGCACAACUGUCCAGUUGGAAAUGUGGACCUACAGGGACGGACUGCUCUACAUGAUGCUGUUAUGGCAGGCUGCUGCUCCUCUGUGACACUCCUCUGUGACAGUGGGGCCUCUGUGAAUGCCAGUGAUCUAGAAGGCAGGACACCUCUGAUUCUGGCCACACAGAUGUGCCAUCCACGCAUUUGUCAGUUGUUGCUGGAGCGGGGAGCUGACAUCAAACUCAGAGACAAACAAGACAAGACGGCUCUGAUUUUGGGCUGCGAGUUCAGGUGCAAGGACGCAGUAGAGGUGCUGCUGAAGAGCGGAGCUGAUGUGAAGGCAGUGGAUUCUUUGGGUCACGAUGCGUUUCAUUACGCCCGUCUCAGCCAGAACCCAGAGCUCACUGAACUUGUCAAAAAUUACCUGGAGAAAGCCACCAAAGAUCGGGAGGCUGCAAAGUUGGAGCAGAGGAAACGACAGCAAUCAGUGGAGAGAACGGAGGCAGCUGAGGCCAACCGACGAGACCUGAUCAUCCGCGAUCUGGAAAGGAAAAAUGAGACCCUUCAGGAAGGCCUCUGGAAGUCCCAGCAAGAGCAGAAAUCUCUGUUGGAUAAAGUCAACUCGCUGCAGCAACAACUCACACAGGAAAAGAAGACAGUGGAAAAGGCCAACAAAGAAAGAGAAGACUUGAAGGUGUUACUGUCAGUCAAAGACCGCGAGGAAGGAGCCCGAGGCUCAGAGACGGUCAAAGUUCAGCUCCGGAGUGCUUUGGGAGAGUACUCUGGACAAUCUGUUAUUAAAGGUAAAGAAAACAUUUUAGUCAAUCAAGCUCACAGCCUGGACACCGAUCAAAUGCUCCAGAAACCUGCCGUUUCACGACCAGCAUCCAAACCCCUGGAGAGGAGUCAGGCAGUGGGAAGCUGGGAUCUCUCUGAGGUGGAUGCUCUUCGAUAUGAACUUGAAAAAGUCCGCAAAAGACAGCAGGCGGCAGAAGAGGACACGAUGAGGCUUCAGUCCGCUUUGAGCCGCAAAAGCCGAGAGUGCCAGGAACUGAUUCAGAGUCGAGACGCCAUGCAGAAACAGGCUGAGCAGCAGGUGCAGGAACUGGAGGAUGCCUUGGGAGAUGUCCAGAAGAGGAUGCUGGAUUCAGAGUGUAAAGUCAAACAGCUUCAAGCACAUGUAGUGGCCAUGAAGGAACAUUUGGGAGGGCAAGCCACAGAAGAACUCCGAACCCAGCUCCAGGAUGUGAAGGCAAAGUAUGAAGGUGCUUCAGCUGAAGUGGGUCGUGUUCGGAACCGUCUGAAACAGAGUGAGAAAGCUCUAGAAGAAUACAAGGGCAGUGAGAGCCAGCUGGCCACAGAGUUAGAAAGGCUGAAUCAGGAACUGGGAGGUGUGAGCGCAGAACGGGACGAACUGGCAGUCGCCUUCUUGGAGAUGCAAAAUCAGCUCAGAGAUGCCCACACGAAAUAUGCCAACACGGUACCUGCUGAGAAGUUUGACAACAUGAAAAACCUGCUGACAAACGCAGUGGACGAGAAGGAACGGCAGCUGGCUGAGUUGAGAGAAGACUACGAUCGAGUACUGGAAGAAGUGGCCGAGCUCCAUCGAAAGCUCGACAGCCCGUCAUCCAAGGGAGGGUCCGAGGUGGUCACAGUUGAGGAGCAUCAAAGAAUACGAGCAGCUCUGGAAGAACAGAAUGCCUCUUUGAAGAAAAAGCUGAUGGACGUGACUGCAAAAAGUCAGAUUCUUAUUCAAGAGGUCAAGGACAAAGAUGCGCUGCGACAGCAGUUGGAGGAAGUCAAUUCCAGGAUGGACCAUGACUUCAUACCCAUUAAAGACCACGAGGAGGUUCAAAAGAACAUGGUAGCAACCCUUGAGGAUCUAAAGGACCAACUGGUGGAAACCAGCGAAAGUUGUGGAAAAGCAGAAGCCCAAGUCCAGCAACUUCAAAAUGAGAAGGCCACACUGCAGAAGACAAUCAGCCACCUCCAAAGCACCAGUGACCGUCAUCAGGAGGAAGUGGAGGCGCUGAGGUCAGAGAAUGCUCAACUGACGAAGAAACUAGAUUUAGUGGAGAAGAAAUGUGAAGACAAGGAUAAGGAAUGUGGACAACUGGCAGUGCAGAACCAGAGCCUGAAAAAGAGCAUGGAAACCCAGUAUGUUUCCAGAGAGCAGCACGAGAAGGUGAAGGUGGAGCUGACUUCCAUCUUAGAGAGCGUGAAAGGUGAGAUGUUGAAGUUGGAGGCUGGGAAAGUAGAAAGUGGUCAGGAACUGAAGAAUGUGAGAGAAGAGAAGGAGAAGUUGAAAGACCAGUUGGAAAAAGUGAUGUCAGACAUGAAGAGUAACCACGAUAGCAUUGAAGAGUUCAGGUCGGCCACUAACAGGCUUAAUGCUGCUGUGGUUGAGGCAGAGAACAGAGCAAAUGAAGCAUCUGCAAAGUAUGCGUUGGGUCAGGAGGAAAUACUGAAGCUAACUCAAGAGCUGGAAGCCCAGAAGAAAGAACUUGAUACAAUACAAGAGGCUAUUCAGUCCAAGUUUAUUCCACUCACUGCUGCUGAGGAGAAGGAGAAUUUCUACACUAACAAGCUGAAGGACCUGACAGAGAAACUGCUGGAAAUGGAAGACAAGUACAAUCAGGAAAAGUCUGCCAGAGAGCGCCACGCAGAGGAGAAGGAGAAACUACAAGCUGAAAUGCAAUCUGUUCAGCAGAGACUUGAUAAUGCCCUAGCUGCCAGUGGAAAGCACAAAGGAGAGGAGGAAGAGUUCAAAACUAAAUACGAGGAGCUGACCGAGAAGUGGCUCAGUUUAGAGCAGCAGCACAAGGAGCUAGCAGUCCAGAAGGCUGAUCUGGAGGCUCAGAGUGCCUUAUCCAACACUCAGAUUCAGAAUCUGCAGGAGCGUCUAAAAUCAGAGCUGACUCGGAUAGCCACGUACGACACAGAGCUCAAAUCCCUUCACGAUGCCAUGAGGCAAGCUCAAGCAGACUGCAAGAAAGCAAGAGAGGCUGAGCAGGAGGAAGGCCGGCGAGUCUCUGACCUACAGAAGCAACUCCAGGAUCUCCACAAGCAUCAAGCGUCUCUGCUGCAACAACAUGCCGAAGCCAAGGAGGCCUUGGAAGCUGAAGUGGCCAAGCUUCAAACGGCUCUAGCCGAAGAGGAGGAGAGCAGCACCCAGAGGGCCGAAGACGUAACCGCCCUGCAAUCCGAACUCCUGCAAGCCACACAAGCACUUGAAGAGAGCCGCUGUAAGGAAGAACAGAUGACCCAGCUGAAAACCAAGGAGCAGCAACUGGAGGAGGAGCUUGCCAACCUGAACAGCAAGCUUCUGAGCUUAGAGAAGGAGCGUGAAGAGGCCAAAGAGGAGGCGGCGCAGGCCAGAGAGGGGGAGAGCAGGGCCAGGACAGAGAUGGAGGCCGUCCAGGAAAAAGGACGUGCAGUUGAAAAGGAAAUUAGAGAGCUGAAAGAGAGGUAUGAUGAGUCACUCAGCACCAUCUGUGUUCUCCAGAAGAGGAUUGAGACAUCUGCCCAACAAACUGAAGCCAAAGACAAAAAGAUCACAGAGUUACUGACGGACGUGGAGCGGCUGAAGAAGGCCCUGAAUGGCCUGUCCCAGCUGGCGUACACAAGCAGCAGCUCACCUAACAAGAGACAAACGCAGCACGCCGACACUCUUCAAGCCCAGAUACACAGCCUCCAGCAGCAGCUGGCUGAUGCUGAGAGGCAGCACAGAGAGGUGGUUUCCAUUUAUCGGACUCAUCUUCUCAGCGCUGCACAAGGUCACAUGGAUGAGGACGUGCAGGCCGCCUUACUACAGAUCAUCCGCAUGAGACAGGAGUUUGUGUGUUAAAGCUUCAAGCACCUGCUGACUCAAAUUCAUCUCCUCUCUGUAGUUUGUUUCUACUGCUGCCCCAGGGGUGCCCAGUGUGUGUGUGUGUGUGUGUGUGGGAAUGAGUGUGUCACAAAACCAUGGUUCUGCAAUCUGUUUUUUGUGUGUCCAUACAUUGAUUCCCAGAUAUCCAUGUUGUGGUUACAGAUGACUAACUGCAGCUUCCAUCAUUUUUUCUUUUUUUUCAACUUUGAGCAGAAGUAGGAAAUUUAAUUUAGGCCAUAUUCCAAACAGAAAAAUAAACAAAAGACUGUAUUUUUAAUUCAUGUUACAAAUCUGUGUUUCAUUCUACCAUGACUCAUUUUGUCCAGUCAUGGGGAGACACUUGUAAAUGUUCAGCUUUAAUGGGGACUGGACAUGAACACAGACUACUUUUCACAUUCCCACCUGAGGAGACACUAUUUCCACACCCAACUGCCAUCACUGGCUCAAAUAAAGGGCAGAUCCACAUGUUUUCACCUCAUGAUUUACAGGAAGAGCUGCUGUAGUCGAGCUUCCUGUGACCAUAAAUGAUUCUGCAAAAGACAGACGUCCGUCCGUCAACAUUCAAAUAACAUGAAAGUAAGAAUAUUAAAGGGGGGGUGUUGAUUGAUACGGUCUAACUGCAGGAACUUUGAAAGCUGUUUCGAUUCAUAACAUCUGGUAGAGUAAAAGCACCAAAACCUAAACUGUUGGCUCAUGGGAGCUGAUUAAGACUCAUUGACUGGAUUAAAUAGAUUUGUACUAUAGAACUUUAAAAUGUGUCCUUUUUUUUUUAGUAACUACAUAAAUCUGACAUUCAAAUAAAGCAGUUGUGUAAAUAUCUUAAAAACAAUUAAAAAUAAUAUUAAGAUUUGACUUUUUUGAUUUUAUUGCAGUAGGCAGUGGUGACAUCACUUCUGUACUUCCCUCCUGUUUAUCUUUGAUUUUGUUCUUUCCUUUAGAAAUGAUUAGGAAUUUACAAUCACAACUAAAUCUUUUUGUAGAUGAUAGACUUCAAGUCUGAUUUUAGUUGUAAAAUUAUUUAUUGAAUCCUUUUUGUCCCCACUUUCUACAUCUCCUGCAGAGACUCAAAAACUCAAAAAAUGUGAAUCCUCCCUUUAGACCUUCACACCUAUUGUUAGACUUCGGCUACACUCUGCAAAUUAAACUUGAUUUGAGGUUGGAUUUUGGUCUUCUAAAGCUAAAAACCUUUUUCUUUUUGUCUUUUAAAAAGGUCUGCGUUAGUCCGCCUGGAUUUGAGUCAGUGGAAAUCUCUGUUCUGAAGUUUGCAGUGUCACCUUUUACAAUUUUUGUUUUUGAAACAAGAGUGUCCUCUAGUGGUGGAACUUGGCAGGCCAAGUUGAUAGAAUUAGAAGGCAUAGCAGCCCCGGGGUGCGCCGCUGUUUUUGGAAGCUGUAGUCGCCACUACUCGCCAGUGCUCCACAGCUAGAAGCUGUCUGGAACCUACAUUCAGUUGGAAAAAACUGAAUUAUAACAAAUUCUAAAUUUUGACAUUUUAAAAUGCAAUAACUGCAGCAAAGAGCCUGGCAGCUCCUUUAAGGCAGUGUUUGCCCCCCCCCUUACCUGAGUCUGGCCCUGGUGGGACAGUGUGUGUGUGUGUGUGUGUGUGUGUGUGUGGGGGGGGGGGGGGUUGUAACAGAUGAGCAAGCCUCGAUUUUUCAUAGGUUUGUGUAAUUUUGAUACCAACAAAUCUGAUUUUCAGCAGGUCUGGAGCAAAUGUCUUUUCCUGGGAUUGGUUUCACUGAGGAAAACCCUUGCUAGUGUCUGAGCGGAACGUUUUUGGGUUCUGAAGGCCUCGUCUUCAGGUUUGGAUCUGCAGACCUAAGGGGGAACGGCUCAUUUUUGGUGACAUUUCUUUCUUUUUCCUGACUUGUUAGGAAUCCACUGUUAGGUUUCUAAAGAUGUGCACUCUUUAACCAGUGUGUUAAAGCAGGCUGUUUUCUCUGGUAACAUUUUGAUUGUUAAUCAGACGUUGAAAAUAUCAAUUAAAGUGCCUAACAUAGAAACUA
Messenger RNA from Oryzias latipes (Japanese medaka), 6870 nucleotides. The record is from RefSeq and is a predicted model, not a curated record. Lineage: Eukaryota; Metazoa; Chordata; Actinopteri; Beloniformes; Adrianichthyidae.